ACAUCAUUCACCACCAGUCUUUCCUUUCUUUCACUCGCCCUCACUUUCACCAGUGAAGAAGCUGACGGAUGGCUGCGACCUCUCCCAUCCGAUAACUUCCUUCUCCAUUAUUUGACGAUCUUUUUAUCAACUGUGCUUGAACAACGAAGCGAUAUGCGAUAGUCUGAGUGAGAUCUAGGAACCGCGACAUCAAGAUCUCCCGCCUAGGCGGCACCCACCUCUCUUCCACUCACAUCCCCUUCGCUUUACUUGUCUGACAGGAGCCAUAUUUGAUCCACCAUGGAUCUUGCCAACACUUUAAUCCGAACGGUGGCCCGCUCCUUCUACGAGACUCGCCACAUCCUUGUGAUCGAUGCGCUUUUCAUUCAUUCGGUUCUCCAUGCGGAGGACCUCGCUUUCCUCCUCGGAAUGCAGCAGAAAGACCUGCGGAAACUAUGCGCCAAGCUGCGCGAAGACCGUCUGAUCGCAGUUAAUACACGAGCUGAGAUUCGCGAUGGAUCAACUCGACCCGUCAACCGUGAAUAUUACUAUAUCCCGUUGCACCCCGUCGUCGACGCCAUCAAGUUCAAAGUCUCCAAGUUGACCUCAACGAUUAAAUUGCAAUAUACACCGAGCCAAGAAAGAAAGGAAUAUAUUUGCUUGCGAUGCGGGACUGAGUGGACGGAGCUGGAUGUCUUGAGUCUUUACUCGGAUGAAGGAUUCGAGUGCCAGAACUGCGGAGCUAUUCUUGAGCGUACGGAAGAUGUCAAGGGCAGCGAGGGAAUUGACCGCACAGGCCACGAGAAGAACAGCAAGCUUAUGGCACAGCUGGAUGGAAUGCUGAAACUGCUAAAGCAGAUCGACUCCGUUGAGAUUCCUCCAAAUGACUUCGACACCGCUUGGGAUCAUAAGAUUGAUGUUAUUCGGAACCAGCACACUAACCCUACCCGGGCAGCUAUUGUAGUACCUUCUAAGAAGCAGGAAGCCGUCCGCGGCAACCUCAAGACCGACGCAGGUGCCCUCGAGAUCUCGCUAACCUCGACUGAAGAGAAAUCUGCGGCCGAACAAAAAGAAGAAGCUGCGCGCAAGGCCGCACUGGAGAAACAAAAUGCGCUUCCCGUGUGGCAUACUCACUCGACCGUUUCUACGGGUGCUGGAAAUGCAGGGGCCAUCAAGUCUGAGAAUGACGUCAAAGUCAAGCCCGAGCUCAAGGAGGAGGAGGACCAGAAACCUAAUCUGGUCGACCUCGAUGAUAAGGUCGCAGCGUACUACGCUGAAAUGGAGCGCGAAAAGGCCCUGCAGGCACAAGAAGAUGCCAGUAGUGCGGAAGACGACUCAGACGAGUUUGACGAAUUCGAAGAUGUCGGUGGUGUUUCUGCAAGUGAUACUGCUUCCCCAGCUGUUGGCGGUACAUCUGCGCCAACUAGUGCUCCUGCUGGCAUUAAGCGUGAGCUUGAUACCGACUCCGGUACUAGUGCACCUCAAACAACCACAGGGACGCCGUCGACGCCGGCGGAUGAAGGACCCGCAGCCAAAAAGAUCAAGACCGAGCCCGAGAUUAAGAAAGAGGAAUCUGAUGAAGAUGACGAGGAGUUUGAAGACGUUUAAUUCUCUCCCACUGGGCGCUGGCGCCCAAUAAACAACAUCACUUCAGAAAAUUGUUUCCGCUGUUCUUGGAUUUAUCGAGAGCAGGUCGAUUGAUUAUUUAUAUACUUACGUCCUCUAUGAUUCUUGAUAUGUACAAUCAUGUAAAACAAAUAAUACAAAAUAGAAGCGUUUUUCACCCGCC
Molecule: messenger RNA, 1768 nt
Organism: Aspergillus versicolor CBS 583.65
Lineage: Eukaryota; Fungi; Ascomycota; Eurotiomycetes; Eurotiales; Aspergillaceae
Product: putative transcription factor TFIIE complex alpha subunit
Exons: 3
Coding region: 280-1587 (435 amino acids)
Biological process (GO): transcription initiation at RNA polymerase II promoter; transcription open complex formation at RNA polymerase II promoter
Cellular component (GO): transcription factor TFIIE complex
Source: RefSeq, a predicted model, not a curated record